AUGAGCAAUUCAAAUGUAUCUGGUAUACCUGGUAUAUCUGAUAUCAACGCAACGUCAAUCAUUUCUCCAAAGAGAAAAAACAAGAAGGGAAAAUAUGUCAGAAGUCGUCAAAAGGAGAUUAUUAUUAAUAUCUACAAGGACGUCGUCUCAAAAUCUCCAGACAUUCAGUACAGACCUAUGAUUUCCGAAAUAUCAACAGUCUCAGGUAUAGGCCGUGAAACCAUCAUAAAUACCAUUUCAGAAUACAGGAAAACAGGACAUGUUUCUUCUCCUCAAACAAAACGCAUAAGAACUACGUUGUUCCAUAAAAUUGACGAUAUGGAUCGAAAUGGUAUUCGUCAAACAAUACAUUCAUUCUGGUUACGACGCGAACUACCAACCAUUGAUAAAAUCCUUACGGCUGUGAAUGAAAAUCCAUCUUUACCAAAUUUCAAACGUACGACUUUGUUCAAGGUGAUAAAAAAAUUGAAUUUUGUAUUUACCAAACGCAAACGAUGUAGCGUGCUAACAGAACGUAAUGACCUGAUUGCCUGGCGACAACGUUAUUUGUACGACAUACGUAAGUACCGUAAGGAAGGUCGUACAGUUUAUUACCUAGAUGAGACUUGGUUGAAUGCUGGUGACUGCGUUGAGCAUGUAUGGGUGGAUACAACAAUCACAUCUAAUCGAGACGCAUUUAAUAAAGGCCUAACCACGGGAUCCAAAAAUCCGACCGGUAAGGGCAAGCGCUUAAUUGUGGUUCAUAUUGGAUCUAACAAUGGAUUUUUGCCCGGUGGAUUGUUAUGUUUUGAGUCGAAGAAGAACAGCUCAGACUAUCAUGACGAAAUGAAUGGUGAUUGUUUCCAAGAAUGGUUUGAGUCUGUUCUUCCUCGACUUGAACCAAAUUCCAUUAUUGUGUUAGAUAAUGCGCCAUACCAUUCAGUCAAAGCGGAAAAAAUACCAACAUCAAAUUCCAAAAAGGCCGACAUUUUGGAAUGGCUUAUUUCAAAAGGCGCAAUUCCCGAGAGACCGAUGAAAAGGGCUGAACUGUUGCAGAUGGUACGUGAAAUUAAAAGCAAGUAUUCUUCAUACAUCAUUGACAAUAUAGCAAAAGCCGCGGGUCAUACAGUGCUUAGACUUCCACCUUACCAUUGCGAGUUCAAUCCGAUCGAACUCGCAUGGGCUAUGGUUAAAAAGUAUGUAAAAUCCAACAAUACAACGUACAAACUCGAUGAUGUCCGUCAGCUACUGAACACAGCAAUUGAACGAGUAACAAAAGAGAACUGGGAAAACUUCAUUCGACACGUGAUUGAAGAAGAAGAGAAAAUAAUGAAAGUUGACGACAUUAUGGACGAGAUCAUCGACCAAUUAGAGCCAUGUAUAUUGACGGUUUCAAAUGAAACAUCUUCGGAUGAUUCUGAUUUGUAA
Macrosiphum euphorbiae (potato aphid) is the source of this 1407-nucleotide messenger RNA. NCBI's taxonomy places the organism in Eukaryota, Metazoa, Arthropoda, Insecta, Hemiptera, Aphididae. The record is from the annotation of a GenBank genome assembly.